UCCUGCCGCAAGGAUGCCCGUGAACGCUGCUCCGUCGUCGCCGUCGGAUAACUCACUUACACGGGAAGAGUAGCAUCGGGAAAAGGGAAAGUGCCAGCAGAGGCAGAGGCAGAGGCAGAAGCAGCAGCAGCAGCAAAACCAACAACCAUACCAUCGCCACAUCGCAUUGUGCCACAUUUAAAAAUGAAAACAGACGAAGGAAUGAAGUGAAGGCAGAAGCCAAAAGCCGUUUAAUAACUAAAUCCCACGGAGCCAUCGUUGGUCACGUUCUGAGACGGAUACACAAAAUGCCUCUCUCCGCGUAUCCUUCGAACUUACUGUGUGCGCGCUUGUGUGUGUGCGCCUGUAACUGUGACUGUGACUGUGCCAGUGUCUGUGUGCUUCCCCCCGUCGCAGUGUGAGUGUGCAUACCUAUAGGGCUCUGGCUGGCACCUAAUGUGGCCAACAUACACAUACGCACAUUGCCGUCUAUACGAAUAUAAUAAUACAAAGCACACGUCCUUGUCGCUCGACUCGCUGUCAUCGUGUGCGUGCGUGUCCGUGUCCGUGGAUUCGUGGGUCCUUGCGUCCUUGCGUCCAUGUGUCCGUGUGUCCACUUCCGCCGAACGGAUAUAUUUUCGAAAUCCGCGCUAUUAAGCCACGCACCCAAAGUAAGCCAGUAAGCCAGACCAAAAUAAACCUGUGUAUGCGACUGGGCCGCUUUUUUGACCAUUGUUGAACGGAUUGAUUGGUGAACUGUGACGUUGUCGAACUUUGUCGCUUGCUGAAUUGUUGCGGCAUUGUUGAAUGCCAAUGGCUAUUGUGCAACUGUUGAAUGAGCCAUGCCAGCAGGCCCGCCUAAUUAUUGCGCAUUGCGCAAUCAAAUGUCAGUGGCAAGAUCGAGUGUAACGCAGUAGUAAAGUCAGGCAGCUCAAGGAUUGACCCGUUUGGAUUACGGAGAGGAUGACGCUGGUGUCAUUUGGAAGUCAUUGCCGAGACCCAUUAUUAAACCUUAAACCGUAAACGGAGCAAAUACAACAGGCGGCCGGAGCGGAGGACUCCUUCGCCCUCAUCAAAGUAGCAGCCGUAGUAGCAGUCCGAGUGGAGAGCAUAAAACAUGUGGACAACGGACUGCCCGGGAGCGUUGAAAGCGAUUUGCCUGGUGCCGCUGUGGCUGCUCCUGCUCCUUGAUUGCGGCAUGGUCGGUGGCGAGGUGCCGCCGCAUUACUGGGAAACCCCGUACUCGCAGCCGUACUUCGACAACUCCUCGAGGCGUGAGGUCACCGCAACCGUGGGCCAGGCGGCCCUGCUGCACUGCCGCGUCCGGAAUCUGGGCGAUCGAGCGGUGUCCUGGAUAAGGAAGCGCGACCUGCACAUCCUGACGGUGGGCAUACUAACCUACACCAACGACCAGCGCUUCCAGUCGCUGCACUCCGAGGGAUCCGACGAGUGGACGCUGCGCAUCUCAUCGCCACAGCCGCGGGACUCGGGCACCUACGAGUGCCAGGUGUCCACGGAGCCGAAGAUCAGCCAGGGAUUCCGCCUCAACGUUGUGGUGUCGCGGGCCAAGAUCCUGGGCAACGCGGAGCUCUUCAUCAAGAGCGGCAGCGACAUCAAUCUCACCUGCCUGGCGAUGCAGUCGCCGGUGCCGCCAUCGUUCAUCUACUGGUACAAGGGCAAGCGGGUCAUGAAUUACUCGCAGCGCGGUGGCAUCAACGUCAUCACGGAGCGUUCAACACGGACCAGCAAGCUGCUCAUAGCCAAGGCCACGCCGGCGGACUCGGGCAACUACACGUGCUCCCCGAGCAGCUCAGAUUCCGCUUCGGUGGUGGUGCACGUCAUCAACGGGGAACAUCCGGCCGCCAUGCAGCACGGCAACAGCAGCGCCAGCUGCCUGCGCCCCCUCUCGCCCACGUCCGUGCCUUUCGUCCUUGCCACCUGGAUGUCGAUGACGGUGGCGGCUGUCGCCUGGAACUGCAACUUCAACGGCAACUGGAACUACUGGAGUCCCGACUGGCGCUGGCACUGGAACCCUAAUUGGAAUUGGAGCAACCUGGCGGCUGCUGUGGUGGGUCUCUGGAGCUGGAGCUGAUCCGGAAGGCAGUUGCGCACAGAUGCCUCGAUUGAUGCCUCGAGUCUAAGCCCCCAAAAAGCUGAGCAACAGUCCCGGCCAAGUUGGGACUGAACCACUCCUCCCCAGGUGCAUUUAAUGAGAGCGGCGGAGGAGCGUCUUACGAACUAGUGUACAUAUACAGUGUGUCCUUCAACGAGUAUUAUCUAUAAGACAUCCCCGAGCAGGCAGGCAGUAUUACGAACGACAAAGGAGACAAGGAAGUUUUAAUCAACCAUCAGUCAACAGGAAGAGUCCAGGCCACAUGCACUAUUCAUACCCAGGAAGACAGGAAAAUUAACCAACUCCCAGCUGCUUCACAGCUGUUCACCCAAAAAGCAGUGUUUUCAUUGUAUAUCAUUUGAAAUUCAUUUCGCUUUACACAGGGUUAUAAUCACCGCAAGGUCAGGCCAAAAGUCAGCAAUUAUAGAGAACCUUUCGGUUUACAGUAGCAUUUGGGUUUAUUGAAGCUGAAAUGUCCGAUUGUAUAUAAACAAUACACAAACAUAAAUAAUUUAGGCCCCCGAUUGUUUAUUUAUUCAUACCGAAAUCAAACACCCUGCACGUUGGGAAGUGAAGUGGAUAGAUGGGGUGGAUAGCCCCGGCUAUAUUUAUAUAAAUAUAUAAAUAUAUAUAUAUAGAUGGUUAUUCAGUGUAUAUGGAUAAGUUUUUAUCUGGUUGUCAGCCGCGAAAUUGUUCUACGUAGUCCAUCAUCUAGUUACUGUGUAAAAUAUUCAUACUUGAUAAUUGUACAUUUAGAGGUCGGUUUUAAGCGGUCUUGAUAAGACUUUUAAGCAGUAAGAGCGAGCGGAUCGAUUCGAUCGCGUUUCAACCCGAAAACCAAAACCAAAACCAAAUAGCGAAAAGAAAAAUGAAAAAUGAAAAACUUACACAAAUUAUUAAAACUAACGAAAAAGUGAACGGUACAUGAAGCUAGCCUAA
Messenger RNA from Drosophila teissieri, 3031 nucleotides. RefSeq names its product limbic system-associated membrane protein (gene dpr4). Gene Ontology annotation, biological process: synapse organization. Gene Ontology annotation, cellular component: neuron projection membrane. The transcript has 6 exons. NCBI's taxonomy places the organism in Eukaryota, Metazoa, Arthropoda, Insecta, Diptera, Drosophilidae. The coding region runs from base 1097 to 2071 and encodes 324 amino acids. The record is from RefSeq and is a predicted model, not a curated record.